Messenger RNA from Budorcas taxicolor (takin), 321 nucleotides. RefSeq names its product major allergen I polypeptide chain 2-like. The transcript has 3 exons. The record is from RefSeq and is a predicted model, not a curated record. The coding region runs from base 1 to 321 and encodes 106 amino acids. Lineage: Eukaryota; Metazoa; Chordata; Mammalia; Artiodactyla; Bovidae.
AUGAUGAAGGGAGCACUGCUUGUGCUGAUCUUGAUGGUGACCAGAGAGCUAAUGUUCCAGACGAGUGAGGCGGAAGCCUGCCCUAUUUUUUAUGAAGUGUUUGGCACAGUGAGCCUUGGAAGCAAAAUGUUGUUGAAUGCAACACUUGAUUUGGUUGCUGCUACUGGUGAGGAAAAAGCAGCUCUAGGAAAAAUCCAGGAUUGCUACAAUGAGGCGGGAGUUGAUGGCAAGUUUUUGGAUCUGCUCCUCAUGGUUUCCAUCAACUUGAGUACGGAUUGCAUCAAACAUUCAGUCUCCUCAGUGGUGAAUUCCAUUUUAUGA